GUAGACACACCUGAAUUUUUUCCAUUCAUGGGAAAGGUGAGUUACGUAGUAAAUGGCAAUAGAUUCCGUCAGAUUUAAAGGUCAUAAACACAUAGUAAUUUAAAAAGUAGAACGGCAGUACCUCCUCACGGAUCAUUCAAUACCGUGUAAUCGUUCAGGGAGGAAUCUCAGUGACGAAACAUCAAUAAAAUCAUCGGAGCAUCCCUAUCACGCAUGACCAGUUCGACCCUCCCAGUCACAUCGCCUUCUUACCAGACUUUUGGAAGCAUGUGUGGCUUGUGAAUUUCGUAGGGAACUAAUUUUGGGAUUUAUAAUUUGGUGCUCUUACUACAUAUUAUUAUUUUCAUCAAGUUACUUCACUGAACAAGAUGAUUUCGCUUACAAGGCGAGUUCUUGUCUUUUCUCUCUUGUUCAUAUUGGCUUCCAAAACGUCGGCAUCCACCACCACAGAAGAAGCUACAACCACUGAUGCCACAACAGAAGAAGCUUCCUCUACAACGUCAUCACAGGAAACCACAACACAAGGAGCUUCCACUGACAGCACCCAGACAGCAACAACGGAAGAAAAUACGGAAAGUACGGAAACUGCCACAACACAAAGCGUUCCUACGGAAACAACAACAGAGGGAGCUUCUACAGACUCUACCCAGGCAGUUUCCACACAAGAAGCCACAACUGACAGUACCCAGGCAGCCACCACACAAGAAGCAGCAACCGCAAGUACUCAGGCAGCCACUACACAAGAAGCCACAACUGAGAGUACCCAGGCAGCCACCACACAAGAAGCCACAACUGACAGUACCCAGGCAGCCACCACACAAGAAGCAGCAACAGCAAGUACUCAGGCAGCCACCACACAAGAAGCCACAACUGACAGUACUCAGGCAGCCACCACACAAGAAGCAGCAACAGCAAGUACUCAGGCAGCCACCACACAAGAAGCCACAACUGACAGUACUCAGGCAGCCACCACACAAGAAGCAGCAACAGCAAGUACUCAGGCAGCCACCACACAGGAAGCCACAACUGACAGUAAUCAGGCAGCCACCACACAAGAAGCCACAACUGACAGUACUCAGGCAGCCACCACACAGGAAGCAGCAACAGCAAGUACUCAGGCAGCCACCACACAGGAAGCCACAACUGACAGUACUCAGGCAGCCACCACACAGGAAGCCACAACUGACAGUACUCAGGCAGCCACCACACAGGAAGCAGCAACAGCAAGUACUCAGGCAGCCACCACACAAGAAGCCACAACUGACAGUACUCAGGCAGCCACCACACAAGAAGCCACAACUGACAGUACUCAGGCAGCCACCACACAAGAAGCCACAACUGAAAGUACUCAGGCAGCCACCACACAAGAAGCCAUAACUGACAGUACUCAGGCAGCCACCACACAUGUAGUCACAACUGACAGUACUCAGGCAGCCACCACACACACAGACAGUAAGCAGCCACCACACAGCAAGUACCUGACAGGCAGCCACCACACAAGUAGCCACAACUGA
Molecule: messenger RNA, 1514 nt
Organism: Saccostrea cuccullata (small rock oyster)
Lineage: Eukaryota; Metazoa; Mollusca; Bivalvia; Ostreida; Ostreidae
Product: polysialoglycoprotein-like
Exons: 2
Coding region: 369-1514 (381 amino acids)
Source: RefSeq, a predicted model, not a curated record